AGACGCGAGUAGUUCGACAGAGUCAGUUACAGAAGUCAGCGAUGAUAGUUCCUCUUCUUCUACAGACACUUCAGGUUCUGAUACAACGGAGUCAUUAGAAACUGGAAGUACUGAAACCACUGUGGAAAUAACCACGGAUUCAAGUGCAAGUAGUGAUGAAUCGACAAUAUCUACAGAGAGCUUAAGUACUGAGGGCUCGGGAGAUGAUACAACUGAUACUUCUCUAUCUACUGUCGAAACUAGUGAAAUAUCAACAUCUUCUGAUGAAAGUUCGGUUUCAACUGAACAAAUAUCUACCGAAAUUGGUUCAACAGAAGAAACAACAGAAAAUACUGCCACAACUGCGUCAGGUGAAACGUCGAGUACUGAAAUUGGAUCAACAGAUAGUUCCAUCAGCUCUACAGACAUGUCAAUGUCAACCAUGGAAAGCUCUACAGAUGUUUCCAUGUCAACAACUGAAAGCUCUACAGACAUUUCAAUGUCAUCCGAAGACACAACUAUUGAUAUUUGGUCAACCACCGAAGAUGACAGUGAAGGAACUACUUCGAGUAUACUUGAUAAUGUCUUUAGUAAAAAACCUAAGCAACGAAAAUGCAAGCCUAAAAAACCAAAGGAUUGUAAGACUUCUAAAUAUGGAUGUUGUCCUGAUAACAAAACUAAAGCUUCGGGACCAUUUGAUGAAGGAUGCCCAAUUGCUAAAACGUGCGCUGAAACUGAAUUUGGAUGUUGUCUUGAUGGUGUGUCUCCUGCAGCAGGCAAAAAUCAUAAAGGUUGUCCGAAGUCUCAGUGCGCUGAAACAUUAUUUGGAUGCUGUUCCGAUAAAUUUACUCCAGCUGAUGGCGAAAAUGAUGAAGGUUGUCCUGAACCAACAACUGAGCCUCCUACCACAACUACUGAAAUUCCUACGACGGAAACGGAAGAAGGAACAGAAGAAACCACUUCUGAAUCAGAAGUCACCAAUGUAUCUGAUCUCACGACUACAACUCCUGACGAAAGUGUUGUGAAGUCCUGUUCUUCUGCAGAGUUUGGUUGUUGUCCAGAUGGUAAAACGGAAGCUAAAGGUAAAAACUCUGAGGGUUGUGAUGGCGUUGAUUCAAAAGACUGUAAGAAUUCUGUUAAUGGAUGUUGCGAUGAUGGUCGUUCCUUUGCUACUGGUCCAAAUGGUGAGGGAUGCGCUAGUUGUACAAGAGAACAAUUUGGAUGCUGCCCUGAUAAUCAAACACCAGCACAUGGACCACUUGGUGAAGGUUGUUGCUUGAAUUCACCUUAUGGUUGCUGCCCCGAUAACAUCAAUAGUGCCCGCGGUCCUAACUUCGAAGACUGUGAUUGUAAUUAUACACCAUAUGGAUGUUGUCCUGACAAAAAAACAUCUGCUAGAGGUCCUAAUAACGAAGGUUGUGAUUGCACAACAACACAAUUUGGCUGUUGUCCCGAUAAAAUCACACCCGCAAGCGGACCUAAAUUUGAGGGCUGUGCUUGUCACACAAUGCAAUUUGGCUGUUGCCCUGAUGGCGUUACAUUUGCACAAGGUCCACAUCAUUAUGGAUGCCAUUGUUCUCAAACAGAGUUUCAAUGCUGUCCUGAUGAAAAAACACCAGCUAAAGGACCAAAUAGUGAGGGAUGUACGUGUUUGGAGAGUAAAUUUGGCUGUUGUCCAGAUGGAAUUAAUUCUGCUAAUGGAACCAAAUUUGAAGGUUGCGAAAAUGUUAAAGAACCACCACAAAAAGCAUGUGGUGCACCGAAAGAAACGGGUCCUUGCGGCAACUUCAGCAUUUGGUACUUCUUUGAUACCUCCUAUGGAGCUUGUGCACGAUUUUGGUAUGGUGGGUGCGAAGGUAAUGGCAAUAGAUUUGAAACUGAAGCAGAUUGCAAAGCAACAUGUCAGGAGUACAAAGGAAAAGAAACUUGCUUAUUACCGAAGAGUUCAGGUCCAUGCACAGGGUUUAAUAAAAAAUGGUACUUUGAUUCUGAACUUAACCGUUGCGAACAAUUCAAUUAUGGUGGUUGUUAUGGUACAAGUAACCGCUUUGAUAGCUUGGAAGAGUGUCAAUCGUUGUGUACAGUUAGCGAAAGCAUACCACCAUGUGAUCAACCUAUGGAUGAGGGUCCAUGUGAAGGCAAUUUUGAACGCUGGUUCUAUGAUAAUCAAACAGAUGUAUGUCGUCCAUUCAUAUACGGCGGUUGCAAAGGAAAUAAGAAUAAUUAUCCCACAGAACACGCUUGCACAUACCACUGCAGGCAACCGGGAAUACAUAAAGAAUAUUGUUCGCUUCCUAAGCAAACCGGUGAUUGCAGUGAACAACACGCCCGUUGGUACUACUCGGAAACUGACAAGAAGUGCAUGCCAUUCUACUACACAGGGUGUGGGGCCAAUAAAAAUAACUUCUUAUCAUUGGAAUCAUGUGAGGCUCAUUGCCCCAAGGAAGUUGCCAAGGAUGUUUGCGAAAUUCCUGCAGAAGUUGGCGAGUGUACCAAUUAUGUUGCCAUGUGGUACUUCGACACAAAAGAUGCUCGAUGUCGCCAGUUCUACUAUGGCGGUUGCGGUGGAAAUGGUAAUAAAUUUGCAACAGAAGAAGCAUGUCUCCAACAGUGUGAACGAAAACCUGAACCUGAACCUGAACCCGAACCAGAACCAGAAAGACCACCUCCACCACCUACCAGUGAUAAUAUCUGCAACUAUAAUGCAGAUCGUGGCACAUGUGAUAAUUAUGUUGUGCAAUGGUAUUACAAUACCAGCUUGGGCGGAUGCUACCAAUUUUAUUAUGGAGGAUGUGGAGGAAAUGAAAAUAGAUUUAACACUGAGUCAGAGUGCACUGAACGUUGUAUUGAACCCCCAUUGCCACCAGCACCACAUACACAAACUCCUGCGCCAACAGAACAAGAUUUAUGCCAAUCAGCCGCUGAUAUAGGUGAUUGUGAUCAGUAUGAGUUGAAGUGGUAUUUCAAUUCAAGCAUAGGAAUUUGCGCGCAAUUCUAUUAUGGCGGUUGUGGUGGAAAUAAUAACAGGUUUGAAAAUGAACAGGAUUGUAAUAGCCGAUGUGCUCCGCAAAUUGAUACUCGACUUGGGCAACCUGAAACAAAUGCAAAGCCUGAAAUUGAGCAACCAAGUGAGGGAGAAAAAUGUUAUUUGUAUCCUGAAAAAGGCGACUGUAAUGAUAACCAGAAUCGUUGGUAUUACAAUAGCCAAGAAGGUUUUUGCGAUGAAUUUAUAUACAGCGGUUGCGGUGGCAAUGCCAAUAAUUAUGAAAGCGAAGAUGAAUGCCAAAAUGCAUGCUUUGAUGUUCAAGCAACAUGCUCUCUGCCACCUUUCGAAGGAAGAUGCAAUGAAAGCCUGACUAGAUGGUAUUAUGAUGAACGCUCUCAGAAAUGUCAUGAUUUCAUAUUCACUGGAUGUCGCGCGAAUAAAAAUAACUUCUUUACUGAAAACGAAUGUUUGGAUUAUUGUGGUCAUAGUGUUCCAGCAGUACCUGAAGAGCCACCGAGUUAUUCAGUUUGCGAUUUGCCAGUGGAUGCAGGAGAAUGCGAAAAUUAUACCGCUGCUUGGUACUAUGAUAGAAAUACUAUGGCAUGUACUGAAUUUACUUUCUCAGGAUGUGGUGGCAAUGGUAAUAGGUUUACAAGCAAGGAACUAUGCGAUCGUCAAUGCGGUGAAUUCAAAGGAAUGGACGUAUGCAAUGAGCCAGUUAUGACUGGACCCUGCCGACAAUGGCAGACGCGUUUCUAUUACAAUAAAGCGACUGGUACAUGUGAUCCAUUCACUUAUGGCGGAUGUGAUGGAACCGGUAACAGAUUUGAAAGUCGCUCUGAAUGUCAAUCGGUUUGUAUUGUAGGUCAGGAACCAGUAGUACAAGAAAAUAAAGAUAUAUGCAAAUUACCAGCGAGUACUGGAAAGUGCGAUGGACCUUCGAUAUUUGAGCGUCGUUGGUUUUAUGAUGACGAAAGAGGCACAUGCGUAUCCUUUAUUUACAGUGGUUGCUCUGGCAAUCAAAAUAAUUUCCGUUCAUAUGAGUCUUGUUAUGAUUAUUGUGCAAAACCGUUGCAUCCUCAACAACCAGACGACCAAACUAAUGAAGUCCUGCCGAAUAAAUGCGAAACCUACGAAGAUGAAUGUCGUCAGUUACGUUGUGCCUUUGGUAUGCGUCGCGUUGCUUCUGAAGACGGAUGCUCACGUUGUGUAUGUGAGAACCCUUGCGAACAACAGUCUUGUCCAGAAGGUCAACGAUGUGCUGUAGACAUAUCUAGCGAUACUAAUCGACAAUUCGAAGCCGUAUGCCGAGAUAUUAAUAAGCCAGGAGAGUGUCCAUCAACAUUAGCAAACUCCAGUAAUUGCGCACGUGAGUGCUACACAGAUGCGGACUGCCGUGGUGAAAAUAAGUGUUGUAGUGAUGACUGCGGAGCAAUAUGUGUACAUCCUUCACAACCCACGCCAGUAACAUCACGACCCACAACAACUCCAGUAGUUACUUACCCAAGUGAUGCAAAGGCAGCUUUAGAACCGAAAAAACCACAGGAAGUGAAUGUACAGGCCGCUGUAGGUGGUAUUGCUGUAUUACGUUGUUAUGCUACUGGUAGUCCAGCACCCAAUGUAACAUGGUCUCGGCAAAAUGUGCUGAUCAAUACUAAUCAAGGACGUUACCUGCUUACGGCAUCCGGUGACUUGACCAUUGUACAGGUGCGCCAAACUGAUACUGGCUCAUAUGUCUGUGUUGCAAGCAAUGGCCUAGGUGAACCUGUGCGACGUGAAGUAGAGCUUCAAAUUACAGAACCUAAAGAAAUACCUUCAUACAUAUAUGGUGAUAAGAAUGGUACACAGAUUGUUACACUCAAUAGUCCUGCCUUAGUUCGCUGUCCAGCUGGUGGACACCCUGCUCCACAUGUGAGUUGGUGGCGCCAUCGCAAACACUUGGGUCUAAUAAGCGAUAAAUUUGAACUUACCCGUGAUUAUUCCCUUAUGUUCCGUUCAGUCCAAUUAGUUGACUUGGGUCCGUAUACUUGCGAAGUGUAUAACGGAAUUGGUAAGCCGUCUUCUAUGAAUAUUGUGCUUAAGGCUGUAGGUCCUGCACGUGCUGUUAAUAACGAAGACUCUGCUUAUUUGCAAUAUAUUAUUGAUCCGGCAAGAAUACCAACAACGGCAAGACCUGCGUAUCCUUACCGACAGACACCAAGUUAUAUACCACCACAACCACCAAUUGAGGUGGAGCCACCAACUCGUCCACAAGUGGUACCGGUGCAAGUGGUUUUAGGCUUGGAUCCUAGAAAUAAUUAUACUCCAGGCUCAACAAUUGCUUUAAGUUGCUCUGUACAAGGAUUCCCAACACCAGAUGUAACAUGGAUAAAAGACUCAGCUCCAUUACUGCCAAGUGAUCGAAUACAAAUUACAACAAAUCCAUAUCGUCUGGUUGUAAACAAUAUUACUGCUGAAGAUGCGGGCAUGUAUGGCUGCGUCGCUAAAAAUUCAGUCAGCUAUAAUAUUGCUGAAGAAAAAAUAAAUGUUGAAUCCUCAAUUCAAGUUCAUCCAGAAUGUGUGGAUAAUCCUUACUUUGCGAACUGCGCGCUGAUUGUUCGAGGAAGAUACUGCAGUAAUCAGUACUACGCUAAAUUCUGUUGCAGAUCUUGUACACUAGCUGGUCAGAUUAUCCCGUCACAUCCUAAUGCUCUUUAAGCAAUAAAGCAGCCAAAGUUAGCGUAAAUGAAGAACGUUAAAUUGUAAUCACACACUAAUUUCACUGACUAAAAAAGUUACUGAAAUUAAAAAAAUAGAAACGAAUUUUUUGCAUGCUUGUUCGCACAGAGCAAAUCCGGCUCAGGCCCAAGUAAGCGUAUUAAACUAGGUUAAAAUUAUGUUGAAAGCAUCAAUUGUUUAGUUUAUAACAAUAAUAGAAAUACCUAAUACUGAAAUACUUAAUAAACUAAAAACAUUGAAAUAAAUGGAGAAAUUUAUAAUAUAUAACUUAGAAUUUGUUAAGUGCAGCCAUUAAAAACGAUCAUAGUUUCUGUGAAGAUAAUUAGCUUUGUAAUUUGUUCCUAUUUAUUGCUCAAACUAAUCAUAAUAAAAAAGAUAUAGAUUCUAUGUUGAUAGACCUCUAUGUAUAAACUAUAAACGAAUGAUUAAUAAUAAUUUUAUUUCGAUAUUUAAUUAAAUAAAUAAAUUUCCAAGUGCCUUUUUUUAUACUUUUAAAUUUGUGCAUUGAUUUAAAAUUGUAAGAAAAAUUCGUUUAGAAAAUAAUUUGUAAAUAAAUUUGAU
Messenger RNA from Teleopsis dalmanni, 6244 nucleotides. RefSeq names its product papilin-like. NCBI's taxonomy places the organism in Eukaryota, Metazoa, Arthropoda, Insecta, Diptera, Diopsidae. Gene Ontology annotation, molecular function: serine-type endopeptidase inhibitor activity; metalloendopeptidase activity. Gene Ontology annotation, biological process: extracellular matrix organization. The record is from RefSeq and is a predicted model, not a curated record. Gene Ontology annotation, cellular component: extracellular region; extracellular matrix.